Monodelphis domestica (gray short-tailed opossum) is the source of this 7514-nucleotide messenger RNA. RefSeq lists its product as uncharacterized. NCBI's taxonomy places the organism in Eukaryota, Metazoa, Chordata, Mammalia, Didelphimorphia, Didelphidae. Gene Ontology annotation, cellular component: nucleoplasm. Gene Ontology annotation, molecular function: RNA polymerase II cis-regulatory region sequence-specific DNA binding; DNA-binding transcription repressor activity, RNA polymerase II-specific. Gene Ontology annotation, biological process: regulation of cytokine production; regulation of immune system process; negative regulation of transcription by RNA polymerase II. The record is from RefSeq and is a predicted model, not a curated record.
AUGAGGUGGGACCUAGGGUGACUCUGAAGUAGGCUGGGAGUAAGGUGGGGGGGAACUGGGUGCGUAGCAGGGACCCAGGCCCAGAGGGGCUGGGGGGAUGCAGAGAGGGAAGUACAGCAGGAAGGAACUGGAAUCCCGGAGGAGAAACUGAACAUGCGCAGAGGCUACACAAUUCGCUACCCUUUUGCCCAUUGUGGGGGUGAAGCUGAGCAUGCGCAUUAACUGAAUACUACCACAACACUCCUAAAGGAUUGUGGGCGGUAAAAAGGCGGAGCAAGGGGGAUAGGGUGGUGGAGAAGCGUGUGGGUAAGUGGCUGAGUAUGCGCACUGGCUGUGGUCGUCAAGCAGGAUUCUGGGCUGCCAUAGGACCGGGGAUAAGGGCGGAGUAGGGGCGCGUGAACCUGAGCAUGCGCAGAGGCCGGACCUUGACCUUGUGGGUGGACCCGGGGAAGGGAAGCUCAAGUCCCGGGGAUCCUAGGGGGAGGCCUGCAAUGGAACAACCGGAGGGUGCUGUGAGGGCCCGGAGGCUGCAAUGCGGAGGCGGGAGCCUGCAUCUCCCAGGACCACAGCCUUCUCCGGGCAGGAGCGUAAGGGAAGGGACGGUUUCCUGGCUGCCCACAGCCAGCCUCCAGCGCCCGCUGACCUUCGGGGACGUGGCCGUGAUCUUCUCCGGGGAAGAAUGGAGGCGCCUGAGCCCGGCUCAGCGGGACCUGUACAGGGAGGUGAUGCUGGAGAACUACGAGCACCUGGUGUGCGUGGCCAGGUGGAUGGAGUCCCUCCCUGAGCCCCAAGCGGACGAGCGGCACCCUGUUCCCGGAAGGAGGAGGACAGGCUGGAGCCCUGGUGCCCCGGCCCCACCCUUGCCUUCUGUCCCCUCCAUCAGGGCUCUCCGGGUCCAAGCCCAGCGUCAUCUCCCGGCUGGAGCAGGCGGCGCCCUGGGUGCCGGAGGGAGAGUGUCCCGGGGGCCCUCCGCCAGAUUCUUUUCAUCAGGAGACUGGUUAUGAAAACAAGGACUCAGUUCUAACCGAGGGCACUUGCUUGGAUGCUUUGGCCAAGGAAAGAGUACCACAGGACAAUCCCUGGUAUCUCAACAGAGGAGAGUUUGGGGAAAGUGAGGUCAAAUUUGAGAGCCAGAAGGGCCCCCAGGAGGGAGAAUCCCAGCAAUUAAUAGUCACUCACAAAAGAACAUUUUGUGAAACAAAUGUCCUUGAUUGUAAUUCCUUUGAGAGACAUUUUAGUUUGGGGCCAGUCUUCUUUCCACAAUGGAGAGCUGUCAUAGGAAAAAGUCUACAUAAAUAUACUACACUUGAAAAGAACUUCAGGCAGUUUUCAGACAGAAUUCAGCAUAAUGCAGUUGCCUCAGGGAAGAAGCUAAAUAUGCAUGACCCAGACAAGAAAACCUUGGGUUGUCACUCAGACCUCAUCAAAUGUCAUAGGGCAUGUGCUGGUGAAAAGCCAGACCCUGGGAAAACCUUUGAGAAAAGAACAAACUUUACUCAACAGCAGGGACUUCAUACCAGAGAGAAACUCUUUGAAUGUAAUGACUGUGGGAAAGGCUUCCGGAGGAAACAUUACCUGAAAAGCCAUCAGAGAACUCACACAGGAGUGAAACCCUUUGAAUGUAACCAGUGUGGGAAAGCCUUCAAUGACAGUCGGAACUUAAUUAGACACCAGAAAAUUCAUACUGGAGUGAAACCCUUUGAAUGUAAUGAAUGUGGGAAGGCUUUCAAUGAGAGGCAAUCCCUCAUUAGACAUGAGAGAACUCAUUCUGGAGUGAAACCCUUUAAAUGUAAUGAAUGUGAAAAAGCCUUUGGCUGGAGGGAAAACUUAAUUAGCCAUCAGGGAACUCAUACAGGGAUCAAACCCUUUGAAUGUAAUGAAUGUGGGAAAGGCUUCAGGAGGAAGCAUUACCUUAAAAGCCAUCAAAGAACUCAUAUUGGAGUGAAACCCUUUGAAUGUAACCAGUGUGGGAAAGCCUUUAAUGAUAGUCGGAACCUUAUUAGACAUCAGAAAAUUCAUACUGGAGUGAAGCCUUUUGAAUGUAAUGUGUGUGGGAAAGCCUUCAACGAGAGGCAGACCCUUAUCCGACAUGAGAGGACUCACACUGGUGUGAAACCCUUUGAAUGUAAUGAAUGUGAGAAAGCUUUUAUGCGGAAGGAUUGUCUAAAGAGCCAUCAGAGAACUCACACUGGAGUGAAACCCUUUGAAUGUAGUGAAUGUGGGAAAGCCUUCAGUCAGAAGGGACACUUUAUCAUCCACCAGAGAACCCACACUGGAGUGAAACCCUUUAAGUGUAAUGAAUGUGGGAAAGCCUUCAAUGACAGACAGUCCCUUAUUAGACAUCAGAGAACCCACACUGGAGUGAAACCCUUUAAGUGCAAUGAAUGUGGGAAAGCCUUCAAUGACAGGCAGAACCUUAUUAGACAUCUAAGGACUCACACUGGAGUCAAACCCUUUGAAUGUAAUGAAUGUGGAAGAGCCUUCAAUGACAGACAGAACCUUAUUCGACACCAGAGAAUUCAUACUGGGGGGAAGCCUUUUGAAUGUAAUGAAUGUGGGAAAGCCUUCAGUGCCAGCCAGAACCUUAUAAGACAUCAGAAAAUUCAUGCGGUAGGGAAACCCUUUGAAUGCAAUGAAUGUGGGAAAGCCUUCAGUCAGAAAGGACAUCUUCUUAGUCAUCAGACAAUUCAUACUGGAACAAGAGCCUUUGAAUGUAAUGAAUGUGGGAAAGCCUUCAGCCAGAGGGGAAGCCUCAACAGACACCAGCGAACUCAUACCAGAAUGUAGUCCUUUGAAUAGUUGGGAUGUGGGAAAGCCUUCAGGUAGAACAGAUACUUAGAAACCAUUAGAGUUCAGAUUGGAAUGAAAUCUGUUUAAUGUGAGGAUGUCUUCAGCCACACAAGAGGCCUUAUUUAUCAUCAGAGAACUUCAUACUGCAGUGAAACCAUUUGAAUGAAUCUAGAAAAGCUUUCAGUGAGACCAAUCAUUAGACAUAUACAAGUCAUAGUGGAGCGAAGGCUUUUUAAAUGUAAUGAAAGUGGAGAAGCCAACAGUGAGAGGGGACCCUUGGUAGGCAUAAGAGAAUUUAUGUUGGAGUGAAACUUUGAAUUCAGUGAAUGGGAAAACCCUCAGAUCUUUCUGUAGAUGCCUUCUUGGCCAUUCAAGAAUUCAAACCAGAGAAUCCCUUUUAAUUCAGUGAACAUGGGAAAGCCUGUAAUAUGAAUGGUCAUUAGAAGAGAUGAUUCUGAAAUGGAGCCCUUUUAGUGUAAUAAAAGUGGGGAAGCUUUCUGGCCAAGAUCCCUUAUUUACCACCAAUAGACUCAUAUUGUUCCAAAACCCAUUGAAUCAAUAAAUAAGGAAAUCACUAUGCACCUACUCACUGAGGCUGAGCUUCUGAAUUUUCCUCCAGAGAGCAUGCCAGAAUGUUUAUUUUGUUGCAGUGUACUAUUUCUAGUAUCUAGGUAGCAUAGUGAAUAGAGUGCCAGGCCUGGAGUAAAAAAGACCUGAGUUCAAAUCUAGCCUCAGAUGCUAGCUAUGUGACCCUGGGUCAGUCAUUUAAGCCUGUUUGCCUUGGUUUCCUCACCUGUAAAGUGACCUGGAGAAGGAAAUGUCAAAUCACUCCAGGAUCUUUGCCAAGAAAACCCCAAAUGGAGUCACAAGGAGUUUGAACAUGACUGAAACAACUGAAAAAAAAAACCUAAUUCUCCUUAACUGAGAUUGUCCUUGGUUGACAUGUUUGUAGAAGCAACUGUAUGAUGAAAAAUGUUACAAGUUCAAAAGAUAGGAAUGAACCUGCAGACCCAAGAAUUGUUCUUUAGAGGACACCUUUUGAGCAAAUGUAUGUAUUUGGAACUAUACAUUGCAGCAAGGAAUUGUGAUCUAGGUGCUAAGUGACAGCUGGUGCUACUGAGGGCAUAGUGCUCUAUCACCAUGAAAGCAUUAAAUGAUAUUGGAUUUUUAAAAAAAUACUUGGAUCAAGAGAGAACUCUAAGGCAAGCAUCCUACUAGAGCAAAAGGACAGCCAGUGUUUAUAUUAUAAGGCUUGGUCUUGUGCUCAGUGUCUUUAAAGGAAUGUGCAACCAGCUUAUUCAACUGACUUUCAAAGUACCACCAAGCCUUUGGAAAUUUUGUAUAUAGACUUUAUUUCUGAAAGAAGGUAGAAAAAAAGUAGUGCCAGACCAUUUAAACUAAUGUACUCAUCCAGGGACCCAAAUUAUUCAACAGUUCUAAAAGCUUAAGAUUUAUGGAAUUAAAUAUUUCUCUUCACAGCAAGCACUAUUGUCUAUAGGCAAAGGAAGCAGAUUCCCUAAUGUGAACGAGUAAAAUGAUGAUGGAAAUUCAGCCAGAUGGACUCCAAAAAGGGCCUAUUUGCCAAGAUGAUCCAUUGGAUUUAAAUGAAUGUUGUCAAGAAGGGGACCUCUUUCCAAAGGGAAAUAGAGGUUCCAAACAUAGAGUUAACCCUUUCUUGUCUAAUACUUGAACUACAGGGAUUCUGUGAGUUAAUUAGGAGAGGCGAGUAAUGUGGGACUGUGAAAAGAUAUUCGAUUUCCAGUGUGAGGUCUCAGGCUCCAAUCAUGGCUCAGUGUACCUACUAAAUUUGUGACCUUGGACCAAUUCCUUGGCGUCCUUUUCUCAUCUAUAAAAAGAGUGGGUUGUACCUUGUGAGAGCCCUUGGAGAGCCCUUCCAGCUUUCAUGCGGUUUCUAUGAUCCUUUGAAGUAACAAAGCUAACAGUACAUUUUCUAGCAAUGGAAGAAGCGCUUGCCCAUUGACCCAAAUGACCCCCAUUUGUUGGAGUGAAUGUAAUGGUUGCUCUGUAUCUAUCAAUAGGCGUUUCUCAAGUGCCCUGGACUCAGCCUGCUGGUGAUUCAGCGAUUAGUGAAAAUCACAAAUACCAUGAAGUCAACACUUUGUUCAGAUUCACACUAUUUAGAGUUAGGUCUAAAAUAUGGUUGAUUGUUUCCAGCCUUAUGAAAAUAUGCAAUGAAAUCUUUUAAAAUGAGUUUUUUAAUCUUUUUUUAAUGUGACAAUAACAAAGAAAAUAUAUUUCAGAUUCAUAUUUAUUACAAAAUAAUAGAGAAGCUAUAGAAAGCAAAACUUUUUAAAUGACUGAAUGUCAUGCCUAAAGACAAGCCUAUUCUCAGGAUAUAACAGAAAUAUAAUUAUUGUCAUUAUAAAAAUAUUUUGGCAGCAUAGACUGAACUAUCUUCUCUUUCUGUAAUUUUUUAUCCACAUGCUGAUAAAUGCAAGGAGCUUUUCCCACAUCUCAUGUGAAGAACUGGCUCAAUCACAUUCUCACAUAGACCAGGAGUAGUUGGGUGACUGCCAUUAUUUGAAAUCACUAAUGCUUUAGAUGAAAUGUUGUCUUUGUGAUAUUUUUCAAUAGGUGGGCUAACAGAACUUCAGUCUUUGGGAAACUGCCCUAAUUCCUCAGGGUUUCUUAUUUCUCUCACUACCGAAGAACUGGUGGAAGCCUCCCAGAACACAAGGAUUUUAAUACUGAUAAACAAGCCUUAGUUUUGCUUUAAAAUUCCUUUCUGUAUUACCUCCCAAUAAAAGUGAUAGGUGAUUGAAUGUACUUUAAGUGCAUUAAAUUGGGUGGGACAGGGGGGAUGUUAUAUUUAAAUAGUUGUCUGCCAUAAACUGUGGCAGUUAAAAUGGUUGAAGAUAUAAAUUGUGAUAGAUAUAAGAGAGGGUGAGUAAAUUUGACUGCAGAAAAUAUGUUUCACUACAGUGUCUUGGUUUCUAAAUCAAAUAUAUAAGGUGGUCGCCAGGGAAAUAGUCCCAAUUAUUCAAUAUACCCAAGUCAACUGGGUUUUAUAGAGAUUUUAAUUAAUAAUACAAUGAGUAAUUAAAGGAAAGAGAGAAAAAGGAAAUAAGUAUGAAGGGCCUUAAGCCAACAUGGCCUAGACCUGAGUCUUAAGAGAGAGAGAUCAGUCAGUCAGUCUUUUAUCAUUCACCACAAGAUUUGUCUUAAGCAAGGAUGUCUGGGGAACAGUCUCCCCAGAGGGAGUUCCAGCCAGAGUCAGCCUCCCAAGGGACUUCUUCUCAAGAGAUCUUCAAAGGGCCUCCUCCAAAAGGUCUAUCUCCAAGGAUCUAUCUCCACGGAUCCAAGGAUCUCCAAGCCUCCAAGGAUCCUAACUCCAAGCCUCCAAGGAAAUCCCUUGCUCUAGAGAUUCCUUUUCUUAUAUAGGCGGUUUUUUCCUAUGUCACCUCCCCUAAGUUCUUCCAUCUACCAAUCACCGUAGAUAUUUUCUAAAAGUCAGCCCAUCUGAAUUCCAGCUAAGUUGACUAAUCCCCUCAGUAAGUCUGAACCAGAGAAAACACUGCUGUGUCGACUAAUCUCAUUAAGAGAAAACCUGCCCAACCUUUAUAGGUACCUAGCAUCCCAUUGUAUCAAUUCUAAAAACAGGCAUGGCUCAAAGAACUCCCUGCCUCAUCAUAAGCAUGGGUCCAAGUACUUUCAUUGUUUAGCAAGGAGUUUUCUGCCCUAAAGCAGUCUUAAGUAUGGGUGGAGUAGAGGUCCUCCCAUUUCUGAUCCUGACAAGUUCUCACAUCAAAAUGGGGAAUGUUUCCAGUAGGGAAUUGUUCCAAUUAAGAAUUCCCUGAUGGGGAAAUUUUUAACAUUCACAACUCUGAGAAAUUUCAAGAUUUACAGGGAGGUGGUUCCUAUCUUAGAAAUGUAAGUUCUAGGGGCAGCUAGGUGACACAGUAGAUAGAGCACCAGGCAUAGACAGGGAGUCCUGGAUUAAAAUCUGGCCUCAGACACUUUCUAGCUCUGGGCAAGUCAGCAAGUCACUUAACCCCAGUUGCCCAGCCGUUAUUGCUCUUCUGUCUUGGAAUUGAUACAAUUCUAAGACAGAAGGUAAGGGUUUAAAAGCUUAAAAGAAAUGUAAGUUUUAGGAGGCAUCCUUUCCCAAAAUAAGCCUGUUUCAACCACAUUCAUAUUUUAGGGAUCAAUGAAUCCAUCUUUUUCACUUUCAUCAGAACAUCAGGAUAUGUAGCUUUUACAUUCUCGAAUGCUCCGACUACCUCUCUUACGAUUUUAUGGCCGGUUGGACUCAAUUUUUAAAGUCCUUCAAUCAACGUUUGUAGGAAGAGUUUCUUCAGCCUCCACUGCAAUUCCACUUUCUGCCAUUGCCUUUAAAAAUGUAGCAUACCAGGCAUGUUAGCAUCUGGGAAGUAUGACUGAUGUAUUGAUAUUGUAUCACCAAACACAUGGUCAGACCUCCUAAUGGUCAUUGUGUAAUAGGGACAGUUCAGGGGACUAGCCAGGGUUGGGCAAAUUCUUGGGCUGGGAGUGGACAGCCACGCUGCCUCAGCUCUGAGUACUGUCAUUAACAUAGGACGGUUCUAUUAGAGCCCUCAGUGUGGAGUACACUCAUUUGCAAAGCGGGAUGGAUUAAACUCCACCUCUUUGAUCUCGUCAUUGUCAACUCAACCAAUGUUAAAACCUAUGUCAUGUGACAUAUACAUUCCUAAAACCCUCAAUAAAUACUGGGAACAAGUGCGAAA